This is a messenger RNA of Ostrea edulis (European flat oyster), 792 nucleotides long. RefSeq names its product C-type lectin mannose-binding isoform-like. Gene Ontology annotation, molecular function: signaling receptor activity. Bases 8 to 703 code for a protein of 231 amino acids. The transcript has 4 exons. The record is from RefSeq and is a predicted model, not a curated record. Lineage: Eukaryota; Metazoa; Mollusca; Bivalvia; Ostreida; Ostreidae.
UUUGGCCAUGCAGCAUUUCUUGUUUUCCUUCUGUGUUUUGCUGUCCUGUCUUUCCUUACUUUGUACCUUCAAACAAUCCUCGGAAUUUUUCCGUGUAGCUAACAAUGACAAUAAAUACCCUACAACAAAUAUCGUUAAGGAGAUAGUUCAGAUAUUCAGCUUAACCAGCUGCAGUGCAAUUUGUACCAAACGUGGGGAUUGCUCUUCUUUCUUCUACAAUGGAAUUUUACAGAGAUGUGUUUGUACUGGACCAACGGAUCAGCAGGCAUUACAAUCCAGUUUAGGAUAUAUCCAUUUUUCUUCAACAGAAACCUUUUCCUGGAUAGUUUUUGGAAAAUCACAGUACUUGCAUACUCAGAGCUAUAAAUUCUGGUUGGAUGCACAGAUUGAAUGCCGAAAACUCGGAGCGAAAUUGGCGGAGAUUGAAACCCCUGAAGAAAACAUCUUCUUAAAGAACAUUGCACGACAAAACGGCUACGGAAAUGUGUACAUUGGAGGAACAGAGGCCCUUAAACCAAACACGUGGAUAUGGUUCACAACUUUGAGCCCCAUUUUUGUCACCGACUGGGCCGAUGGUCGACCCCAGAAUCUCCCGGCUGAUGAUUUCUGUCUCGCUCUGACUGAUAUCUUCGACUACAAGUGGGACGACUGGGGUUGUCAUAUCGAGCGUUUCACUUUCAUUUGCGAGAGAGAAUUUGCGUAAAAGAAUUACUAAUGUGUUGUGUGCCCACCAUGAAUGAGGGGCAAUUUAAAAAGUUUUGAACACUACUUAUUAACAGUAAAUCGUUUAAA